Molecule: messenger RNA, 2855 nt
Organism: Pararge aegeria (speckled wood butterfly)
Lineage: Eukaryota; Metazoa; Arthropoda; Insecta; Lepidoptera; Nymphalidae
Product: armadillo repeat-containing protein 2
Exons: 20
Coding region: 69-2792 (907 amino acids)
Biological process (GO): cilium organization
Source: RefSeq, a predicted model, not a curated record
AAAAACUAAGUACCUACUUACUAACAUGUCGCACUUAUGAAAGCAAGAAUAAUUUAAUCGAUUAAGCGAUGAGCGACAGGGGUGCAAGGCGGAGCUUCGGUGCGCCUUUCUAUGCUGCCCCUCGCCGCAAGACCUCUUCGGAGAUUAUCAGCGAAGCCCGAGCUGCUAUAAGCGCCGAGAUGAGCAGCAUAGCGAAUGGAGUGGGGGGCUCGCUGCGUCCGCUGCGCACGCGUCGUCCGUUUACGCCACGCGAGCCGCAACGUACACUGUUCACAGAAAACGCGCGGAAGAAAGACGCCCGUCCGCCGAGCUCGUUUGACCUCAAACAUCUAAAAAUAACAGAGAGUAGCGAAGAUGAGUUGGUUGCUGGUAUUGCUGCUGAUAUUCAGCCUGGAUAUCGCGAUGAAACUUUCGGACUGGAUACAUUGCCAGGGAGCAGAAUUAAUGCCAAGAAAAUACCCGCUGUACGGCCACUGCGAGCUGCCCAGGAAAGAUCUAACGAAGGUUGGAGCCGUUUUACCAAAUUACCUCACCUCAGUGGCAGGAGUAAGCCCUUGCAUCGGAGAAAUACUACUGAGCAAUCGGGUCCUAGUCCAGAGACUUCUACUAAGAGAAAACAAUUCGCGUCCAGCAAAUCAGUAUCAUAUGAGACGGGCGUCGCGCUUGGAGAAGUGUUGGUAACGCAACUAGAAGUUCAGUUGCCCAACACAUUCAAUGGCAACGAUGAUUAUAGAAACAUGACUGUACUGGAGUUGGCCGAGGCGCUUUCGCAAAAAACUCGAGAUGUCGACCGAAUAGUUCAAUUGCUGGAGGCUCUACAAAGUAUUAUCGUGAAAACCUUACCAGGAAACAGCCUUCGUGAGUUAGUUCUACGUUCGUUAUACACGCAUAUUGACUGCGAAGAUGAACGUGUUCUGGUGGCUACUGCUAGAGCUAUGCUAACGAUGGGUGUAACUGGUUCACACUUAGCCGCCGCCUGUAAACUUGUAUUUAAAAUCGCAAGAAACGACAAAAACGACCAUUUUUUUAAGAAUAGUAAUCUUCUUGACUUGCUCGUGGAAGGAUGCGGUCGUGUGGAUCCACUCACGGAAAGCGAAUGUUGCGUUUAUGCGGCGGGUGCGUUGCGUUUUCUGGCGUUGGAGCCGCGACUGUGUGCGUUGGCGCAUCGCGCUGGUGCGUUGCCACUCACUGCAUUACACCUCAAGAUAUUGAAUAAUGCGAAAACGGAAAGACCUCGUCAUGUUUCUGAGCAAGCCACACACGCGCUUUACCAAGUGACGGGUGCUCUUCGUAACCUGGCGGGAGGUGAGGAGAGCGGGCGAGCGUUUGCAGCGAGUGGCGUCCUCGCCGAGCUGUUAGCCGCGCUCACUCUGCACACCGAUCGAGAUGUGCUCACCAACGUGGCAAGGUGUCUCAGCGUUCUAUCAGCCGAAGAGAGCUGCUGUGAAUGGUUGUGUGCGUCGCCAAUAAGUGCCAGUGCAUUGCUAACUGCAUUAGCCGCUUGCGCAUCAAGAGCUCCACUUACUGUCCGUUUGGCUUACACUCUGGGCAACAUGGCCGCUGCUGACGAACAAGCUCGUAUCAACAUUUACAACGAAGAAGGUGGUAUCGAUGUGCUACUGACGAUUCUGGAGUCCUAUGCUCAACGAAAUGAGAUCGAUGCAAGAGACCUUGAUGCCGAUCCAGACUUACAUUUAGUGGGGUCUGACCUUGGUGGAUCUGACGGAUCUAAUGAAGAUGUACUUAUAAAGACAGUACGCGUGAUAGCUAACCUCUGCCUCGCCGAGUUUGCUGGUAGGGGAUUGGCAGCGUCGCACGCAGAACGAACAGUUCGCGCGCUCCUAUCCUGCUUGCAGUUGGCUGAAAAACCCGUCCAUAAGACGGUUGAGAUAUCAGAAGAAGACUACAACUCAUGGGUGGAACGUCACGAAGAGUUGGCUAUGGCGGCACUUGCAACUCUGAACAAUAUUACUUUCUUCUUCGAGCCUUCGGAGUCUUCACACCACAAUAUACUUGAUCAGCUUUGCAAAGCUACAUGUCGAUGGGUGCGCGGUACAGGCGCUGCAGCCUGUGAGGCUGUGCGGGCUCUGGGCAACUUGACGCGAUCAGCUCGCGCUUCUCAACUCAUCGUACUGGAAGGAGCUCUUGAUGCUUUGUCUCCGUUGCAACACCAUGAGGACCCCAGCGUGCGUUGCGCGGCGGCGGGCGUGCUCGUGAACGUGUGCGGCGCGGGAAGUGCGGGCGAGGCAGCGACUGCCGCGGCGCGUGCCCUGAGGCAUGCGGCGCACACACGUGACGUGCCAGCCGCCGCGUUGCUCACUCGCGCGCUUUGGAACGCUCAAGCGCAUCGCCCGCUCGACCCCGCGCAAGCUCAACAGACCACUGCUGCGCUAUCCGUCUUUAUUGACGAUGAUACGAUGUUCACCGCCUGCGAAGCAUCAAAAAUCGGCGAGCGACGUGCCAGCGACCCGCAAUUGUCAAGGCUUCAUCACGUAAAAUUUGAUGUCGACAACAACAAUUAUCAGGACGAAAUGAAGGAUCUUUGUCAUGAACCAAACCUGGCAGUCAAGGCUUUCAGUGUAGAAGAAGACCUGCACUUGGAUCAUUACGAUGAUGAUGACGGGGAGCGGUAUUCUGGUGAAGACCUAGGGUUUGAGGAAGGUGAGAUAGAGGAAUGCGAAUGUGGUCCGUGUAAGAGAUUGGCGGCGUGGGAAGAGUUGGUGGGAGUGGCCAUACCUUUGCUGGAGCAGCUCCGACCCCCGAGAGCUGACGCCUCUGUAGGCACGGACUAAUCAGAUUAUAAAUGAACCAAAAUAAAUUGAAUUUUCAAGAAUAAAAUUCCAAAGCUGCUUUAA